AGCUCAGUUAUCGCAUAUGCACCGGACAGUACGGUCGUGUUCGCUCUCUCCCACCUGUUAACUCACCUGUACCGCCCGUCGAUUGUCGAUCUACGGUCGUCGAUUUGUCGAGCGGUUUUUUCGUCGUUUCGAGUCGGUCGUUUACCUGUUCAUGUUUACCGCCGCUGCCGAUCGCUGUUGUGGAAAAAUGUUUUAACCAUACACAAAUCUCUUGUGAAUUUUUUGAGUGAUAUUUGUUAACCGAAAGACUUAAAAAUAUGACGUGCCUGUCGGACAUUGAUUUGGCCACCCUGCACCAGCAUCGUCUGGAAGAGCGUUUUAGUUAUAAGUUAGCCUGGAGCAUCACUGGCCACCAACAGACCCAGUACAACGAUCUCCUCAUGCGGCAUAAUGCCUCAGUGAAGCGCCAGCGGAGCAUCCAGAAUAAGACCAACGUGGCCAGCAGCAGGAUCAAGAAUCAAACAGUGACUAGUAAUACCUUGGACACAAGUCAGGAGAUCACUCAAGCUAAACCAGAAGAGGAGUCUGAUGACGGCUACUUUGAUUCCACGACUCGACGCAGGCGUAGUGGCACUUGGCCGCGAACUAGAAGUCUGAAUGCUCCGUCGCCAUUCCAGCAGUUCGGGCCAUGUGGUCGCAUUAUGAAGAACUCUGCCAUGGUAAUGCAGAUACAGGAUCCUGCCAGUCAGCGUUUGACCUGGUACAAGCCACCACUUACAGUUCUGGUGAUCAAGAAAAAGGACUCCCAGGUUCUGCUGCCCUUUGUCGAGCUGGUGGAAUGGCUGGUUCAAGAAAAGCAUAUGGUCGUCUGGGUGGAGUCUGCUGUUCUUGAGGACAAACUGCUGCGUAAUGAUGUCAAGCUGGAGCAGGAGAGCUCUAAGUUUCGACAGGUGCACGGAGACUACGCCGGAGUUAGGGCACGUUUCCUGGCAUUGCGCGAAAAGCUCGUGACCUUCAAAGAUGGUCGCGAUGACCUGACCGAUCGAAUUGACUUUAUCGUCUGUCUGGGAGGCGACGGCACUCUACUGUAUGCGUCCCAGCUGUUUCAACAGUCGGUGCCACCGGUGAUGGCCUUUUACCUUGGAUCCCUUGGUUUCCUGACGCCUUUCGAGUGCGACAACUUCCAGGAGCAGGUGACCAAUGUCCUGGAAGGUCAUGCCGCCCUUACACUUCGUAGUCGCCUGCGCUGCUCUAUUCACCGCAAGGGCGAACGUCGCAAGGAGUCACUACUGCCAGCUGUGGGUGGUAAUUUCCUUAAGCCCAGCCUAAAUAGGCAGCUCAACUACGUGGAGCUCAAUAACGGGCAAACAGGGAAUGUCGGAAGCAACAAUAACAACUGCUCUAACAAUAGCAUCCUGGUGCUUAACGAGGUGGUGAUCAAUAGAGGACCCUCACCUUAUCUGAGCAACAUUGACAUCUUCUUGGACGGAAAGUACAUUACUUCGGUGCAGGGUGAUGGCCUGAUUGUAUCGACGCCCACGGGAAGCACAGCGUAUGCGGCAGCAGCCGGUGCGUCCAUGAUCCAUCCCUCCGUGCCGGCCAUUUUGGUGACGCCCAUCUGCCCGCACUCUCUGAGCUUCAGGCCCAUUGUGGUGCCCGCCGGAGUGGAGUUAAAGAUAUCCAUUUCACCUGAUAGCCGCAACACCUCACGCGUCUCCUUUGACGGGCGUAACGAUCAGGAGCUGAACCAUGGCGACAGCCUAAGGGUGACCACCUCUAUUUAUCCUGUGCCCAGCAUAUGCUCUCAAGAUCAAAUCUCUGAUUGGUUCGACUCCCUCGCCGAGGGUCUGCACUGGAAUGUCCGCAAGCGCCAGAAGUGCCUCGAUGAGCUGUCGGAUUUAACGGCUUCGGGAUCAGAGGACACGCUCGAUGAGUUUGACAAUCUGAAGAUCUACGAUGCGUAGUGAUAAAAAAUAACGUGGCCAAUUAGACUAGUUGUAGUCUUAGUUACUAGGGUUUGCUUGUGUGCAAUUUGGUAGGCUUAGUUAUUUAGCGAAAAUACUCUGUUGUACUAUACACAUCAUAAGUCGCUUGGUUGAAAUGUUAAAUGUUAAUUGAUUAUGAUCGCAAUGUUUGUUUAAGCUAGGCAAAUUCCGUUAAUGCUUGUGAACAAAAACAAAAAACCACUUACGCUUAGCUCUUAAGUUUUUAUUAUUACGUAAUAUAUUACGAUUAAUUGCGCCGAGUGCUAAGUACUUAAGCUGACUUGCGUUAUCUGUAUAAUUCGAUGGAGGUAAUAAAAACCGUAUUAUUUACUUAAA
Molecule: messenger RNA, 2261 nt
Organism: Drosophila eugracilis
Lineage: Eukaryota; Metazoa; Arthropoda; Insecta; Diptera; Drosophilidae
Gene: Nadk1a
Product: NAD kinase
Exons: 5
Coding region: 258-1904 (548 amino acids)
Biological process (GO): NADP+ biosynthetic process; NAD+ metabolic process
Molecular function (GO): NAD+ kinase activity
Source: RefSeq, a predicted model, not a curated record